AUGUACCGACAAGUGAGAGUAGCAGAAAACGAUGUAAAAUAUCAGAGAAUAGUUUGGCGAAAAGAGCCACAUGAAGAAAUGCAAGAGUAUGAGCUAUUAACUGUAACCUUUGGUACAGCUUCAGCACCUUAUUUGGCGGUUAAGACAUUGCACCAGGUCGCGUUAGACUAUGUGCAAGAAUUCCCCACGGCAUCUGAAAUAGUGCCAACAAGCUUUUAUAUGGAUGAUUUAAUGACAGGAUGUUCCACAAUAGAAGAAGGUAAAAAAUUGUAUUUGGAAAUGAAAGCAUUAUUAGCAAAAGCAGGAUUUGAACUACAAAAAUGGAACAGCAACAGUUCGGAAUUAUUAGGGGAAAUCGAGUCAUAUGAAAGUAAGGACGAAAAGGAAAUAUUAAGUGAUAGUACAAAAAUAUUAGGACUUACCUGGUGUCGUAGUGCAGAUCAGUUCAAGUACACGGUGCAGCUCCCUUCAGCAUCUGAAACAUUAAGUAAACGCAUUAUUAUAUCGGAUAUCGCACGCUUAUUUGACCCUUUAGGCUGGAUAGCGCCCAGUAUAAUACUAGCUAAAAUAUUGAUACAGAAAUUGUGGCUAGCAGGAGUAGGAUGGGAUGAUCAUGUACCAGAAAAAUUAAAAGAAGAAUGGAUAACUUACCGUAAAGACUUGGAAAAUCUAUCCAAAGUCUAUGUUCCGAGAUGGUUAGGAACAUCAAAUAGCUCAGUCAUAGAGUUGCAUGGAUUCAGCGAUGCAUCAAAGGCUGCUUACGCAGCAGUUGUGUAUACUCGUUGUGUGGACUCUUCAGGAAAUAUACAAGUCACUCUUCUAAUGGCGAAAACAAAGGUCGCCCCUAUAAGAACAGUUAGUAUCCCUCGUCUAGAGCUAUGCGCAGCAGUACUUUUGGCACGGUUGUUGAUCGAUGUGGCGAGGGCUAUGAAUAUUGACAAGGACAAG
This is a messenger RNA of Spodoptera litura, 948 nucleotides long. RefSeq lists its product as uncharacterized. NCBI's taxonomy places the organism in Eukaryota, Metazoa, Arthropoda, Insecta, Lepidoptera, Noctuidae. The record is from RefSeq and is a predicted model, not a curated record.